Lachancea mirantina is the source of this 309-nucleotide messenger RNA. NCBI's taxonomy places the organism in Eukaryota, Fungi, Ascomycota, Saccharomycetes, Saccharomycetales, Saccharomycetaceae. The record is from the annotation of a GenBank genome assembly.
AUGGUUGAAUGGGUAGCUAUUGUGUAUGACAAGAAAGGUAGCGAUAGAUCACAGGCGAGACCUGAGCAUCUGGCUGGCAUUCCGCCCCUUGUCCAAGCGGGAAAAUUGGUGUGUGCGGGCGCGAUCUACCAUGACGUUAUAGACGGUAAGCCUGCCAAUUUCGCAGGAUCUCAUCUACAGAUCGUGGCAGACACCAAAGAGGAAGCGCUCGAAGUGGUGAAGAACGACAUCUUCGCUAAGACGGGCAUUUGGGAUCUCGAAAACAUCUUGAUCUACCCAUUCGGGUGUGCCACGCGUGCUGCGAAAUAA